Lemur catta (Ring-tailed lemur) is the source of this 846-nucleotide messenger RNA. RefSeq names its product natural killer cells antigen CD94-like. Gene Ontology annotation, biological process: stimulatory C-type lectin receptor signaling pathway; positive regulation of natural killer cell mediated cytotoxicity. Bases 208 to 846 code for a protein of 212 amino acids. NCBI's taxonomy places the organism in Eukaryota, Metazoa, Chordata, Mammalia, Primates, Lemuridae. The record is from RefSeq and is a predicted model, not a curated record. The transcript has 7 exons.
UGCCAUUCAAACAUGUCUCAACAAUAGAUGAUGCAAGAGCAUCAUUUAAUAUACAAUUUUUUUCUCUUUUUACGUUAAAUUUCUUCAUAGUCAACGUUAGGAUUCCUUCACAUCCAGCUCAGCUCCAAUGACCCAGCACCGUUCUUCCUGAACAAGUGCACCGUGUCUUCUCUGCAUUGAGCUGUUGACCUUGGAACAUCAGUUCUCAUGGCAGUGUCUCAGACCACUCGGUGGAGGUUGAUUUCUGGGACCUUAGGAGUCAUAUGCCUUUUGUUGAUGGCUACUUUGGGAAUUUUGUUCAACACUUCACAUAGUAAAACAGAUAUUGAACCAACAUCCUCUCCAGGACUCAACAAAGAGCUCCAGAAAGGCUCUGACUGCUGUUCUUGCCCAGAGAAGUGGGUUGGGUACCAACGCAACUGCUACUUCAUUUCCAGUGAACUGAAAACUUGGGAAGAAAGUAGGAAUUCCUGUGUCUCUCAGAAUUCCAGUUUGCUUCAGGUGAAAAACAGAGAUGAACUGGGUUUUAUGCACUCCAGUCAAUACUUUUACUGGACUGGACUCUCUUACAAUGAAGAACGUGGGGACUGGCUGUGGGAGGACGGCUCUGCUCUUUCCCGGAAUCUACUAGAUCAGCCGAUACAUCUUAAACAAAACAGAAGUAAAGCAUUUCAUACAUCAAAUCUGUUUCUGACAACAGCAAAAACUAAAAACUCCCUGGCCUCAGUGCUACUGAUUAGCCUAGUCAAGUCUUCAGAUGAUGACAGCCCCAGACAACACCCUGAAAGCAGCCUCAUGAGAGCCCUGAGCCGGGGCCAUCCUAGUACACUUUUGAGGAAUUCCUAA